Molecule: messenger RNA, 4559 nt
Organism: Coffea eugenioides
Lineage: Eukaryota; Viridiplantae; Streptophyta; Magnoliopsida; Gentianales; Rubiaceae
Product: protein OBERON 4
Exons: 2
Coding region: 724-4236 (1170 amino acids)
Cellular component (GO): nucleus
Source: RefSeq, a predicted model, not a curated record
CUCUCUCUUCGAGCAGUUGUUAGAACUUCGUUGACUGAAUAUUAAUUACAUUAAUACCUCUCGUUCUUUCCUACUCCUAAAAAAACAUUUGAUCCCUGGACUGACAGAUUUCGUCAAAUUCAUCAGUUUUUUAUGCUUGUAUUUUAUCGAAUAUAUUUGUCUGAAUCUUGGGAAUGACCGGAAGAUCUCAUCUUCGCCGGCCAGCAAGGGGGUGCUAAUCUGACGGCAACCCACCUGGUAAUUUCCAAAAGGGUUUACGAAUCUGUGUUUUUUAGGUUGGAAAGAUUGAAUCUUGGUACUCAGUUUGGGUACUGGGCUUAAUGCAAAAGCUGAAGCUGGGUUUUCUGAGCUCAGUUUUGGCUUGAAAUGCUAUUUUGUAGCUGUUAAUACGCUUUCUUGUGUCGUUUUUUUGGCUUGUUGAGAUCCUUUUUUGAUGAUGAUGAUGAAGUUUUUAGUAUCAGCUUGGAAUUAGGGCUUUUUGAUUUUGAGCUUAGACAAGAAAGGGUUUUUGCUUAAAUCACUGAGGGUUUUCUGAAAUUGAAAUCCCUAAGUUCUUCAUAAAUUUGAUGCUUUAGAAUUUGCUUUGUGGGUGGAUUUGCAUGGAUUUUGAUGCGGGGUUAUUGAGAUCGGCGGCUGAUAGUGUUGUUUUCACUGAUAACGCAACGGCUUUUUUCGUAAAUUUGGGGAAAGCUUAGGAGAUUUGUUGUGAUAGUAGAAGUAACCAUGAAGAGAUUGAGGUCAAGUGAUGACCUUGACUCUUUUGGUGACAAGGCAGCGUGCAAGGACUGGGGAAGGAGGGAUGAGGAUUCUGGUUCAUCACAUAGGUCCUUGAUGCACAGGAGCUCUUAUUACAAGUCAGAUAGUGCAAGAAAGGGUAUAUCUUCUUCGUCUUCUAGGUAUGAUAGGGUAGAAGAUGAUCGUGAUAAUUUGAGACCAGUUAGAAAGCGAUCUGAUUAUGAUGUUGAUAGUUAUGAUAGGAGGAAGAGCUAUGAUAGAUACAGAGAAAAUAACAACUCUGAGAGAGGGGUUUUGAGCUCUUCUCCAAGGGGUGGAUAUGGUGCUGAGAGGGUUCAUCGGUCUGAAAGCUUUUCAGCGUUGAGAAGAGAAGUUCCAAAGGGGUUUAGAUCAGAGCGUGAUAGGUCUCGGCGCGAAGGAAGUGUUUCAUCAUGGCGCAGGUUUGGUGGAGCUAAAGAUGUUGAUGACGGGACCAGGGGUGGCGCUGAUUCUGUCAGAGUCGCUAGAGUGGACUCGGAUGAGGUUGGGAAGGUGAGGUCUCCUCAGAGAUUGAAGGAUGCAAAGUCACCACCUUGGUCAAAGGACUCUGGGAGUGAGCAGACUAAGAGUAUGGAAAUUAGAAAAAGUGAAGAUUUGCCUGUGGAAAGCAGUGGAAACAACAGCGAAAGGGAGGAAGGGGAGCUUGAACCUGAUCCUCGACCGGUACCUGUAUCCGAGCCGAUUGCUGAAGAUCAAGCUUCUGAUGGAUUGCAAUCUUCUCAGAAGGAGUUUGAGUGUCAGAACCAUGUGGAAGAUAAACACUUGAACGACAGGGCAACUUCAACAUCUGCAGAAAAUGUGGUGUCCAGUAAAAUGUCUGUCCAGGAUGAGCAAGUAGAAGGUAGAGUGUUGGAACAUGUUAGUGAUUCCACAAAGGAAGGUAAUGGGUUGCCUGAUUGUGAAAAUCUAGGCCGGUUGACAAAUAACUAUUGUGACAGAUAUAAAGGCCUUGCAGAUAAUGCGGGCACCAAGGAAGAUAAAUUUUCACACACAGUUGUUGUUUAUAAUGAAGAAGUUGGUGAAUCACAAACUGUGAAAGAAGAAGAAAGGGAAGCCAAGGGAAUAGAUCUUGAAGGUGAAACAGGUGGAAGUGAUCUUCCAGAAAAACAUACAGGGCUUUCAGAGGAUACUGGUGCUUGUUUGGCAGUUUCUUCACAUGUAGUGGAGGAAAUAAACGAGAACCACAAGGAUAAGGGAAAAACUGUCGCUCUCUCAGCUUCUAAUUGCACUCCUUCGACAGUAGAUGAGUUUGGGAAUGCAACUGAAUCAAGUGGCCCCAUGACUUACAGAGAUACUUAUGCAGAAGGACCAAGUAAAAGAAGCUUGGAUCUAUUCACUGCUGAUCCCGUUAAAAGACCUGAGAAAGAAGUAAAGUGGAGUAAUGACAAGCCCAAGGACGAGAAGCUUACUCUUGACCUCUCCCUUAGCCUACCGAAUGUGCUUUUGCCUAUUGGCUUUCAAAAUACAACACAGGCGCCUGGCUCUCCCAGUCAUGGAAGGAGCGUCCAAUCAUUUCAUAGCUCUUUUCGCACUGAUUCUGAUGGGUUUAAUGGAUCAAUGUCGUUCUCAGGUUCCCAACACUUCACCCACAACCCUAGCUGUUCCCUAACUCACAAUACAUUAGAUCAAGAGCAGUCCGUUAAAAGUCGACCCUUAUUUCAGGGAGUGGACUGGCAAGCUCUCGCCGCAGACGAGCCAAAGAGCAAAGCCCUUCCACCACUUGUUCAAAAACUGUUAGCAGAGGGAAAUGGCUUGCAUCAGCAGUAUGAAACUUCUCAAGGAAAUUCAAUUGCUCAAGCUUUGGCGCAGCGAACUAGAUCAGUUGAGGGAAAUUUUAGAGCACCAGGUGGACUGGAACGGCAAUUAAGUUUCAACAAACAGUAUCCUGGAGUACCCUCCCAGCAUCCUAAUGAUAAUAGAUCUCCUUCACAGAGCCUUGGUUCCCAUGAAACUGGGUCUGCAUAUCUUAAGGAUAAGAAACAAGCACUCAGAGAGAAGAAUGGUGGUAUUUUAAGCAAGAUCAGUAACCCAGAAGGAAGAGAGCAGCUAUGGAGUGUUGGAGCUGACUUUGUUGAGUCCAUAAUAACCAUGAUAGUUUCAGAGCCACUAAAUGUUGUGGCUCAGAGGUUCAAUGAAAUAUCUGCACAACAAAUGGCUUUUCUGAAGGAGUCCGUUGGUGAUAUAAUCAGGAAUCCUGGCAGGCAGUGGCAGCUAAGUGCCAUCCAGAAAGCACUAAAGAGCAGGUCUGACAUUACCUUGGAGAUGCUACUGAAGUCCCAUCGAACACACUUGGAGAUUUUGGUGGCUGUGAAGACUGGUUUACAGGAAUAUGUUCAAUAUAAUUGUGAUGUAUCAGCUUCUGAUUUGGCGGAGAUAUUUCUGAACAUGAGGUGUAGGAAUCCAACAUGCUUGAGUCCUUUGCCCGUUGAUGAAUGUGAUUGCAAAAUCUGUGCUAAGAAGAAUGGUUUUUGUCGGGAGUGCAUGUGCCUUGUGUGUUCAAAGUUUGACAUGGCUUCUAAUACUUGCAGCUGGGUGGGGUGUGAUGUAUGUCUACACUGGUGCCACGCAGAUUGUGGGUUGCGGGAGUCUUACAUUAGAAAUGGGCAUAGUGCCACUGGACCUGAGGGUACAACAGAGAUGCAGUUCCAUUGUGUUGCCUGUGAUCAUCCUUCUGAGAUGUUUGGCUUUGUGAAGGAGGUAUUUCAAAACUUUGCAAAGCAAUGGACUGCAGAAACUCUUUCGAGGGAAAUUGAACAUGUUCGGAGGAUCUUCUGCGCAAGUGAGGAUUUGAGAGGGCAACGAUUGCAUAAGAUUGCCUUGCAGAUGCUUUCUAAUUUGGAAAAUAAAGUUAAUCUUCAGGAAGUUCAAAAACAGAUUAUGGGUUUUCUAAAUGAUGCUGAUUCCUUGAAGCAUUCUAAAGCCCCUGUUAUAUCCAGAAAGGAAAUGACACUGACGAUUGAUGAAAAGACUAACGGUAUUGCUGGGCCCAGCAAAGAAGCUCAAUGGUUAAAUUCUGUUAGCUUAGAGGCGUCUCAGUCAGAUAAGCAGACGGGUUUUUUUCCAAGGUUGGAAGGUAAUAGAUAUGAUAAAGAUAUGCUGAAAUAUGAUUUGCAAGCAAGUACUCCAAAGGACCAUGUUUUUGAUGAGCUGGAGAGCAUCGUGAGAAUCAAACAAGCAGAGGCAAAAAUGUUUCAAGUACGUGCUGAUGAUGCAAGAAAAGAAGCUGAAGCAUUGAAGCGCAUUGCUGUCUCAAAGAAUGAGAGGAUUGAAGAAGAAUACAGGAGCCGAAUCGCGAAAUUACGCCUGGCUGAUGCUGAAGAGAUGCGCAAACAGAAACUGGAAGAGCUUCAGGCUCUUGAAAGAUCUUUGCAGGAUUACUUUCACAUGAAGAUGAGGAUGGAUUCAGAUAUUAAAGAUCUGCUCUUGAAGAUGGAAGCUACAAGACGGAACCUCACCUUGUAAUUCAUCAGUAAUGUGCUUCCCAUCCCACUAAAUCUCAUCAACACCAGGAUUAGAUACUGGUAUUGAUGCCAUUGUUAUAGGUCUAGUGGUCUACUACUCUCACUUCUUUUGCCGUUUGAUAGGUGUACUGUAGUGUAUUUUCUGCUGUAGCUAGUAGCUACUGCUAACCAGAAUCUGUAUAGAGAUUGCCCAUCUGGCCAUGCUAGUACGAACAUUCUCGGUUACAAUCGGUUAGUACGAACAUUCUCGGUUACAAUCGGUGUCCAAUUGAAGAAAUUAGAUAUGAAGUGAUAUGAUAUUCUAUGGCAUUCAACAUUGUUGUC